Molecule: messenger RNA, 456 nt
Organism: Punctularia strigosozonata HHB-11173 SS5
Lineage: Eukaryota; Fungi; Basidiomycota; Agaricomycetes; Corticiales; Punctulariaceae
Exons: 3
Coding region: 1-456 (151 amino acids)
Source: RefSeq, a predicted model, not a curated record
AUGCCUCAUGACACCGGCGACGGUAUUCUCUCCACCGGGACGCAAGACAAGCGGGCGCUGAGCAUCUGGAGUGAUAUCUACAUGCACGCGGGGCGCCGGCUCACAGCGGAGAGCGCGGCAGCAGCGUAUGACGUCUAUUCGUACUACUUCGUGCAAGUACAUGACAAUUCGACGGUCAAGUAUGGUGUGACGCACUUCCAAGAGGUUGACUUCGUGUUCAAGAACCCGCUUCUGACGCAGAACCUACUCUCCACUUUUCCCGGCGACGCUGAGAUUAUGAACCUUGGACCCUAUUCACAGGGGGGUCGAUGGUGUCCCACGAUGGCCGAGCUAUCGCCAUCAACAAAAGAACGUGGGGUUCAAGCACCAGGGAAGGUACACGAGGACGAAGAUUACCGCGCUGAGGCAUCGCUUUCAUCGACACCCCCGAGGACGAACUGCAAGAUUGAAGUCUAG